UCGCGUUGGAGUCGUACUCACGUGUUUAUUAUGAAAACGCCACUGUUGAAAGGUUGCAUUGUUCGCUCGUUAUUUGGGACAGAGCGUGUCGCUAUAACGAAAGUGCGUUGUAGUAAAUAAAACACGAGAUGAUUAAACUGAUCUUAGUACAAACCCUAGAAUGCUGACUUACUGUAUCAGAAGGCGACUUUUUGUCACCAGCCAUAAUGUGUCUGUGGACAUCUGUCCUCUCCACGUGUUGCUGCAGGUCUCUAAACAUUCCGUAAAGAGCAGUGAUGGAGGCCCGGAUGCAGCCGGUGACAUGUUACAGCUGUUACAGCGGCGCUUCUUCAUCCCUCCAGAUCCCCACCAUGCUGAGUCUUUACUCAAAGGCAGGACCUGUGUAUACGGACCAUUAGGGGUGGAUCUCAAAAGGAACCUGUUGGACCAGUGGUGGGCUUCUGUGGUCAGAUCAAGACCUCAGGUGUUCGGGAUAAGCACCCUUUAUGAGCUAGGAGAUAAGGGUGCUGGAGAAGGCAACCAUAAAGAGAAGCUAGGUGACAGUGUGGAUGAGCUUCUUCAACGGAGGCAACCUUGGAGGACCAGACUUCUUCAAGGUGCUCUGGCACAGUACGUCCCAUCCCUGGAGCUCAUGAACAGGAAGCUGCCGUUUGGUCUGGCUGAAACCGGUCUGUGUUACCAGCCUGAAGAUGCCAACUCGGAUGCAAUCGGUUGUUCUUCAGAGGUCACAGAGGCGUCACUUGUGUGGUUCUGUUCCCCACGUACGUCCUCACAGUGGCUCGACUACUGGACACGACACAGACUGCAGUGGUGGAGAAAGUUCACUUUAGGGCCGUCUGACUUCAGCACACGUGACAUUCAGGAUGAAGAGCGUAACCAUGGCACGUCCCGUGGAGUGACGGUGCUCUAUCAGUUCCCCUGGGGAACAGAGACGCUGGAAACACUGUGGAUGCUCGGCGACGCUGCGCUGCUCAGGAGUCACACGGGCAGUCGAGACAAACUACAGUGCAGAGACGGGAAGAGAGUCGUUCUACCUCACGUCCUCUCCCUGAGCGCGAACAUGGACAGGGGCGUCCUGGCUGUCCUCUUUAACUCCUUACAGCAUGUGCAGAAAGUGGACAGCAAGCAGAGACUUCAUCAGAGAACAGUGUUGAAGCUUCAUCCUACUUUAGCACCUGUUAAAGUAGCCUUGGACAUGGGCAAAGGCUCGACCUCUGAGCUCAGACAGGUGUGUGAGGGUCUGCUUCACGAGCUCCUAGACGUAGGAAUCAGUGCUUGGCCUGGAUACAUGGACACCACGCAGUCCUCCAUGGACAAACUACACACCAAGUAUGACGAGAUGGGUGUGCUGUUUACACUGAUGGUCGGGGAGAACACGCUGGAGAACGGGCUCCUGCUGGUUCGCAACCGCGACACCACCAUCAGAGAGACCAUGCACAUCUCCGAGAUCAGACAGUUUCUUCUCAAAUAUAUAUCGGCUGCGGAAAAAAUCUGAUCCGCCACUCGAUUGGACAGACUUUUUUUGUUGCAGAAUCUUUUUGUACCCAUGCAGUUUGAGAUAUGAAAAAAAUGAACAGUUUUCUUUUGUUGUUGUUAAAGGAAACACAUUAAAUGUGUUUAUAUUCAAAUGUC
Molecule: messenger RNA, 1632 nt
Organism: Silurus meridionalis
Lineage: Eukaryota; Metazoa; Chordata; Actinopteri; Siluriformes; Siluridae
Gene: polg2
Product: polymerase (DNA directed), gamma 2, accessory subunit
Exons: 8
Coding region: 161-1495 (444 amino acids)
Biological process (GO): mitochondrial DNA replication
Cellular component (GO): mitochondrion; cytoplasm
Source: RefSeq, a predicted model, not a curated record